This is a messenger RNA of Antrostomus carolinensis (chuck-will's-widow), 776 nucleotides long. RefSeq names its product ephrin type-A receptor 2. The record is from RefSeq and is a predicted model, not a curated record. Gene Ontology annotation, biological process: protein phosphorylation; axon guidance; ephrin receptor signaling pathway. Gene Ontology annotation, molecular function: protein binding; ATP binding; transmembrane-ephrin receptor activity. Gene Ontology annotation, cellular component: dendrite; plasma membrane. The transcript is spliced from 5 exons. The annotation marks the transcript as partial. NCBI's taxonomy places the organism in Eukaryota, Metazoa, Chordata, Aves, Caprimulgiformes, Caprimulgidae.
ACAAACCCUUCAUGAUCAUCACGGAGUACAUGGAGAACGGCGCGUUGGAUAAAUUCCUGCGGGAAAAAGAGGGGGAGUUUGGUGUCAUCCAACUGGUGGGGAUGUUGAGGGGCAUUGCCGCCGGCAUGAAGUACUUGGCCAACAUGAAUUACGUCCACCGGGAUUUGGCCGCUCGGAAUAUCUUGGUCAACAGCAAUUUGGUGUGUAAAGUGUCUGAUUUUGGACUCUCCAGAGUGUUGGAAGAUGAUCCUGAAGCCACUUACACCACCAGCGGUGGGAAGAUCCCCAUCCGUUGGACGGCACCUGAAGCCAUCUCCUACCGCAAGUUCACCUCAGCCAGCGACGUCUGGAGCUACGGCAUCGUCAUGUGGGAGGUGAUGUCCUACGGCGAGCGACCCUACUGGGAGCUCUCCAACCAUGAGGUGAUGAAGGCCAUCAACGAAGGCUUCCGUCUUCCCGCCCCCUUGGAUUGUCCCUCUGCCAUCUACCAGUUGAUGCUUCAGUGCUGGCAGCAGGACCGCGCCCGGCGCCCCAAGUUCACCGAUGUCGUCAGCAUCCUGGACAAGCUGGUCCGAGCACCCGAGUCCCUCAAGGCGCUGGCGGACUUUGACCCCCGGGUGUCCAUCCGCCUGCCCAGCACCGGUGGCUCCGAGGGGAUCCCGUUCCGCUCCGUGCCCGAGUGGCUGGAGUCCAUCCGCAUGCCCCAGUACACCCAGCACUUCAUGGCCUCGGGCUACAGCACCAUCGAGAAGGUCCUGCAGAUGAGCAGCGAGUGA